This is a messenger RNA of Oxyura jamaicensis (ruddy duck), 4409 nucleotides long. RefSeq names its product dachshund family transcription factor 1 (gene DACH1). NCBI's taxonomy places the organism in Eukaryota, Metazoa, Chordata, Aves, Anseriformes, Anatidae. The transcript is spliced from 13 exons. The record is from RefSeq and is a predicted model, not a curated record. Bases 573 to 2714 code for a protein of 713 amino acids.
UGAGCCUUUUGCUGCUUCAAAGGGUAUUUCAAGUUGCCGGAGCUCCUCCCCUCCGCACCGUGUGACAACAACAACUCGUCCAGAGAGCGAGCGAGCGGCGAGCGGCGGCGGCAGCCUGCACUUCCCAGCUCAUUUUCUCUCUGUCAUUCCCCUCUCAAUCUUUGAUCAAUGUACUUGCCAGAGAGAACCGAAGUCCUUCAAACCUCCUCCUUUUCACCUUCGUCUUUAACGUGGUGCUAGAGCAAGGACCACAAAAAGAAACUGCCCUCCCCCCUCCCCUCGGCCCCAGCCCCGCCGCCCGGAGCGGACUUCUCCUCCUCCUCCUCCUCCUCCGUCCCCACUUGCGGGACACUUUGUGCGUUUCUCUCUCUCACUCUGCCCCCUGCUCUCUCGCUCGCCGCAGCACCUGAUCCGGGGUUAUUCCCCUCUUCCUCUCCCCCCUCCUCCCUUCUCCUCUCUUUUCUUUUUUUUUUUAUAUUUUUUUAUUUUUUUUUAAAUUUUUCCCCUUUCCCCUGCGUGUGUGUGUGGGAACUUUCCCCCUCCCACUGCCCCCCUCCGCCGUAUAUGUGACCAUGGCCGUACCGGCUGCUUUGAUCCCUCCGACCCAGCUGGUCCCCCCUCAGCCUCCGGUCUCAACUUCUGCCGCCUGCACCACCACCACCACCACCUCCUCUUCGGCGGCGGCGGCCACCUCCUCUCCGUCUCCGUCCAUCGCUCCCCCGCCGGCCGCUUCGGGGACAAACAUAUUCCGGCCGGAGCCCAUCGCAGCGGCGGCGGCGGCGGCCACAGUCACCUCCUCCACCACCACCACCGGCGGCGGUAACGGCGGCGGCGGCGGCAGCCCCAGCCUGGGCACCGGUACCAGCAGCACCGGCAGCGGCAGCAGCAGCAGCAGCGGCAGCAGCACCUCCGCUCCCAAUGCCAGCGCGGCCAGCGCGGCCAGCAGCCUGCCCGGCAAACCCGUGUACUCAACCCCGUCCCCGGUGGAGAACACCCCCCAGAAUAACGAGUGCAAGAUGGUGGAUCUGAGGGGGGCCAAAGUGGCCUCCUUCACCGUGGAGGGCUGCGAGCUCAUCUGCCUGCCCCAGGCUUUCGACCUCUUCCUGAAGCACUUGGUGGGGGGCUUGCACACGGUCUACACCAAGCUGAAGCGACUGGAGAUCACGCCCGUGGUCUGCAACGUGGAGCAGGUCCGCAUCCUGCGGGGACUGGGGGCCAUCCAGCCUGGGGUCAACCGCUGCAAACUCAUCUCUAGGAAGGAUUUCGAGACCCUCUACAACGACUGCACCAACGCCAGUUCUAGACCGGGAAGGCCUCCUAAGAGGACUCAAAGUGUCACCUCCCCAGAGAAUUCUCAUAUCAUGCCACAUUCUGUCCCAGGCCUAAUGUCUCCUGGAAUCAUCCCGCCAACAGGCCUGACAGCAGCAGCUGCAGCAGCAGCAGCUGCCACCAAUGCUGCCAUAGCAGAAGCAAUGAAAGUGAAAAAAAUUAAAUUGGAAGCUAUGUCCAACUAUCAUGCAAAUAACAACCAGCAUGGAGCAGACUCUGAAAAUGGAGAUCUGAAUUCAAGUGUCGGCAGCAGUGAUGGUUCUUGGGAUAAAGAAAAACUUCAGUCUCCCCCUACCCAGGGAUCACAGUCCUCUGUUAACCACCCCAACUUGCCUGGACAGCAUAAUGUUCCAGUUAGCCAUCCUCUCAACCCUCUUGAACAGAAUCACCUUCUGCCAAAUGGACUGGAACUUCCUUUUAUGAUGAUGCCCCACCCAUUAAUUCCUGUGAGCCUACCUCCAGCAUCUGUCACAAUGGCUAUGAGCCAGAUGAAUCACCUUAGUACCAUUGCCAACAUGGCAGCAGCAGCACAAGUGCAGAGUCCUCCAUCCAGAGUUGAGACAUCUGUUAUUAAGGAACGUGUUCCAGACAGUCCUUCUCCUGCUCCUUCUCUUGAAGAGGGUCGAAGACCUGGCAGCCACCCAUCCUCUCAUCGAAGCAGCAGUGUGUCCAGCUCUCCUGCACGGACUGAGAGCUCUUCAGACAGAAUCCCAGCUGUCCAUCAGAAUGGCCUGUCUAUGAACCAAAUGCUGAUGGGUUUGUCACCAAAUGUCCUUCCUGGACCUAAAGAGGGUGAUCUGGCUGGUCAUGACGUGGGACAUGAGUCAAAAAGAAUACACAUCGAGAAAGAUGAGACCCCACUCUCCACACCAACCGCAAGAGACAGCCUGGACAAACUUUCUCUAACUGGGCAUGGGCAACCACUACCUCCAGGUUUUCCAUCUCCAUUUCUAUUCCCGGAUGGAUUGUCCUCCAUAGAGACCCUUCUGACUAACAUCCAGGGUCUACUAAAGGUUGCUAUAGACAAUGCCAGAGCUCAAGAGAAACAGGUCCAACUGGAAAAGACAGAGCUGAAGAUGGAGCUCUUCAGGGAACGAGAACUGAGGGAAACACUUGAAAAACAGUUGGCUGUGGAGCAGAAGAACAGAGCAAUAAUUCAGAAAAGGUUAAAGAAGGAAAAGAAGGCAAAGAGGAAAUUGCAGGAAGCACUUGAAUUUGAGACUAAACGACGAGAGCAAGCAGAACAGACACUGAAACAGGCAGCUUCAACAGACAGUCUCAGGGUCCUAAAUGACUCUCUGACCCCAGAGAUAGAAGCUGACCGCAGUGGGGGCAGAACAGAUGCUGAAAGGACAAUACAAGGUUCACUAGAUGCCUAUGCCUAGCUCCCAAUCCGGUUUCCCAAGACCCCCUCAUCCCACACAAAAAGAUGGAAGACUUUAUUUGAAAACUACUGUCAUGUAUUGAAUUUUUCCUGCUGAAGAUACCUGUGCUAUGGUAAAGAACUUUGCAGUAAGACAUUCACCCAUAAGGAGUUCUGUGGAAACAAAGUGUUUUCAAGGCGACUUCCUCAACUUUAUUCAUCAAUGUCCUUCAAAAAUGUAAGGAAUUCUUCAAGAGUGUCCUCUCUUGGUUGUCUCCUGUGGCUCAACCUGGAGAUCUAGAGAAUGUUUGUAAAUGUACGGUAGCAUUCUUCUUACAGUAAAAAUCUUCAUCUGUGCACCAGACUAUUGUACCAAAAUUACAGGCAGGUCAGAACAAGGCUGAGUAUUCCCUCUUUCAAGGAACGCAAAUUCUGUCCUCCUCUGAUGAUUCUAUAUUUGAGCACAUCAAAUUAUCCUUCCAGCGGUGUCGAAGUACACUUAUGGACUAUUAUAUCAUAUUGAAACCAGCAUGACAACUCAGAAAUGAACUUGGAGAGGGCAUAAGAAGAUUCUUAUUAAGAAAAAGAAAAAAAAAAAAAGGAAAAAAAUGAAAAAAAAAUAUGAAAAAAAAUGAUACAAUCAGUUUUCAAACUAUGAUCAUGGGUUUUCUUCUAAAGACAUUUUUUCCACAUGCUUUCCAAGAGACCAACACAUGUAUGUUAGACUACAUUAAGUAAAAUGGAAUUUUGUGUAAGUGAAAAGAAAUGCUGAAUGUAAAGAAACUGUUUUACUGUUCACAAAGUCUCUUUUCCUAAAAUAAUUAAAAAAAUACAAUAAAAAGAGUAAUAAUUUCUCAUUGUAAACUGGCAGGGGUUUAUGAAAUAAAAUACUUUGCUUCUUAUUAAACUGUUGGUCACAUGUACAGUAUAUAACACAAAUCACACAAGGAAGGUAUUAUGUAUGCAGUAGAAAACUAGCGUUUAGGAAAUGAAAAUUUUAGAUAAUAUUGUUUUGUCACCCUGUUGGUCAGAAAGACAACUUUCUAGUUUUAACGCAUGCAGGCAUGUAAAUAUUUGUCCUGGAGUCACAGUAUUACUGAAUGAGAUCUUAAGCAUCUGGUAACAAGUCAGAAUUCUGUAUCAGCCACUUUUAUUUGUAUAUUGAGCCCUGGUUAGUGCCCUGAUUAGUGCACUUUUAAGAAUGGACUGUGGCUGAGCAGCAAGUCAAAAUGCCAGAAAUAUUUUUAUAUGUUAAUGUCAUAUUACGUAAAUGUUGCUAAAAAAAGAGAACCUAGCAAACACUUGAUGUAUCAGUCCAAUUCCACGUAGAACUGAGUGAUACAGUUGAAGUUUAUUGUCCCUCCCACCUUGAUGGGUGGUUAUGUGUUAUUUUCACUGUCGUUAUGAAAGCUACAAUAUGUGUUUUCACCUUUGUGCUGAUAACUGGAAGUAAACUGCAACACAAUGCUUAUUACAUUACUAAAAAUUAUGUUCUUUGCUUUGCAUACCUUUGGGUUACCCCUUUAAAGACUGAUUUUGUGAAUCAGUGCUAUUUCUGUAAGUUUUAUGAUUAUUCUUUCUUCAUCUUUAAUGUUUUAUGCAUAUAAAAUAUUAUUUAUUACAUGGAAACAUAUCAGAAUCUUAAAUGUCUGUGAUGCCUAACUUAAAGCAAAUAUUUCUUUAAAAAUGUUUCUGAUUGGAUAUUAAUAUUAUUUUG